AGGAAGGCGGGGCUUGUCCCUCCGCUGAACAGCUGGAGACUAGGCUCGGUGUAUUUGCACAGCGCAGUGACAAGCCAGCUGUAAGCCACAGGAAGGAGGAAAAUCACUUUCAUUUCUUUUAUUUUACCUUUAAUUACUUAACAAUGUAUAAUAAACUGAAAGCAGGCUCUACAUGAAACAAUAAAAUCGAAUUUAAAGUUUAAAUUAAUGGUACAGGAGGAUAUUAUGUCCAGGACGCCUUCCACCUCAACCCAGGAAAUCCAAAUGGACAUGUUUGAUCACCAAGGCUCUCAGCCUCAGGGGAAGUAUGCAAAGAGAAAGAGCCGUUUCAAACGUUCAGAUGGCAGCACCUCCUCAGACACAACCUCUAACAGCUUCGUCCGACAGGGCUCAGCAGACUCCUACACCAGUCGUCCUUCAGACUCUGACGUGUCUCUGGAGGAGGACCCUGAGGCUCUCAGGAAAGAAGCCGAUAGACAAGCUCUCGCCACGCUAGAGAAGGCUAAGACCAAGCCAGUAGCGUUUGCUGUGAGGACUAACGUUGGCUAUAACCCAGGCCCUAAUGAUGAUGUACCAGUUCAGGGCAUGGCCAUCUCUUUCGAACCCAAAGACUUCCUGCACAUCAAAGAGAAGUAUAAUAAUGACUGGUGGAUUGGGCGUUUGGUGAAGGAAGGGUGUGAGGUGGGGUUUAUCCCCAGUCCAGUGAAGCUUGAGAGCACCCGUCAAUUACAAGAACAGAGAAUGAGACAGAACCGCCUUAGCUCCAGUAAGUCUGGUGGAAGCUCUAGUCUGGAUGUUGCCACUGGUGCCCGGAGGCCUACUCCACCUGGAACAGCUGACUUGUCCUCUGGGCUUUAUGACGAUUCGGAUUCAGAAGUUGAGGAGGUGGAGCCUGCCAACACCCGUGACCAAAAGGGUGUGGGUGGAAGCGUCACCUCUCCUCAAGGCAACCUAUCCCGCCUCCCUUUCUUUAAGAAGAUGGAACAUGUUCCUCCUUAUGAUGUGGUGCCUUCCAUGAGACCCAUUAUUUUGGUGGGACCAUCCCUUAAAGGCUACGAGGUGACAGAUAUGAUGCAGAAAGCUCUCUUUGAUUUUCUGAAACACAAAUUCGAAGGCAGAAUAUCCAUCACCAGGGUGACAGCAGACAUCUCACUUGCCAAACGCUCAGUCCUGAACAACCCCAGUAAACACACCAUCAUCGAGCGCUCCAGCACCAGAUCCAGUCUGGACGUACUGGCUGAGGUACAGAGUGAGAUCGAGAGGAUCUUUGAGCUGGCCCGGACGCUCCAGUUAGUGGCUCUGGAUGCCGACACCAUCAACCAUCCAUCUCAGUUGGCCAAGACGUCACUGGCACCUAUCAUAGUCUACAUCAAGAUCGCCUCUCCAAAGGUGUUGCAGAGGCUGAUAAAGUCCAGGGGUAAAUCUCAGGCCAAACAUCUCAACGUCCAAAUGGUGGCAGCUGACAAGCUUGCACAGUGUCCUCCUGAGCUUUUUGACAUAAUAUUAGAUGAGAAUCAGCUGGAGGAUGCAUGUGAACACCUGGCUGAAUACCUGGAGGCCUACUGGAAGGCUACACACCCUCCGAGCAGCAACCCCCCCAACCCUCUGCUCAACCGCACCAUGGCCACGGCCGCCCUGGCAGCUUCACCCGAACCCGUCUCCAACCUGCAGGGGCCAUUCCUGGUGCAUGGAGAACAGAAGAGGGAAGGGCCUGAACGUGGCAGACUCCAAGAUUACCAGAGCGACCUGGGUGGCAAGCAGCCGCUGCGCUCCUCACGCAGCCAGUUGCUAACCAGUGGCCGAGGUCUGUCCCGGCAGGAUACGUUCGAUUCCGAAACGCAGGGCAGCCGUGAUUCCGCCUACACCGACGACAUGGAGACCGACCCGUACGAGGAGCCGGACCCGUGUCGCUCGUACCGUCUGAACCCCGCCCACCACGCUCCUCGCCAGGCCUCCUGGGAGGACGAAGGGGCGGAGCCUGACCAGGAGAACCUCAACAUGGUUCCACCACCAGCCAAUCAACAUCAGCGUGGACGAGGCAAGCUGAGGGAGCGCUACUCUCAAGACACAGAAGGCGGCGGAGCGACGACGGGCCGCAACCAUAACCAGGAGGAUUGGAGCAGAGAUGUGUACAUUCGCUAGAGCAGGUUCACCUGAGACGAGGGUGAGGAGUUGUCUAGAGUGACACUAACAAGAAUCUCUAUAGUUGGAUCUGUUUACAAUCCAGAGAAACACACAGUCAUUGACUAACGCUGUACAGCUAACACUCACGACAUUCACUUUACGCUAACAAAGCUCUCGGUCAUUACAUAUUUGAGGGCAACCACAUGUCCUAUUUUUCUCGGAAAGGCUUACUUCUUGGCUAGGUUUUCUUUUCUUUUUUUAAGUUAUAUUUAUGGGAUUUUUAUAGCUUCAUUGUGAGAGGACAGUUGAGAGAUGACAGGAAAGACGGGAGGAUCAGCAAAGGACCUCAAGGUGUGAAUCGAACUCGGGUCACCGUGAGAGCAGUUGCGCUACUAACCGACUUUACCGUUACUAACAGUUGUCUAACUGACUUUAGAAAUCUUUGCCUGGACAAUUCUGGCAAAAUAAAGACAUAUGGUCACCCUAAUCUAGUUUUAAAUCUGUUUUUUUUUUUGAGGAGAAUAAGCAGGAGAACCUUUCUUCAUUUCUAUUUUACUUUUGUAUAUUACUGCAUGACUGCUGAUCAUUAUAAACUUAGUAACUGUUCUCUCUGAGCAUUAAACACGAUUCAGAAUAUAUAACCAAAAUCUUGUAAGUGUAUGUUAGCGUUCGUGGUUGGGUGCGUAUGUGUGCACGCGUGUCUAUCCUCUGUAGUCUUAAACUGGGUCUUUCCGACACACAGUAGUCUUGGGAGUGUCCCACCAAUUUGUUUUCCCAGACCACACUACUGCAGAGCAUGUUUUUGUUUCGUAUUUGAUUCUAUUUAUUUUAUUUAUUGAGUCUCGAAAGGUCUAUCCAGAUUUUAGCCUGCUAAAACCUUUACCGGGCUCCACCGCUGCUGUGUACUCCUCCAAUCCACAAGGGGUGCUGUGGUGCUCACAUGCGAUAGUUUAAUGGGGCUAAAAGCGCUAAAGUGUAUCAACAGAUGAUAAUCCAGAUCCGCUAGCAGUUCUAAAAGGCUAAUAUGCAAAUAUAAAUAAGACAAUUAAGAGGGUUAGAUUUUAGAACUAAAAGCCCAAAAUGUUUGAGACCACCGCUAAAGCUGAACACAAAUAGCUUUGUGUUGAUUGUUACCGGCUCUGUCCCGUCUUCUGUGCCUGCUCAAGGGCUUUUAGCAUCUGUGCCGCUAGUGUAACACUGAAACAUAUUCUGCCUUAUUUGCACGUCAGUCACACAGGCCAACCAAUCACAAGUGCCAUAAUCUUUCAUCAGGCCACUCCCACCAUAAAUAUGGUGGGUUGUCUUAACUCGGUGCAACACAUAUAGUUGUUAUUGUUGUAUGAUAGUAGUCAACACUGCCAUUUUACCUUAUCAUAGCAACAUGUUUGCACUGCUAGCCAUUUGAAGAUUAAACAAGCUGUGUGUUGCAUGACAGUUUAAGGAUUCACUUCACAGGCUGAGAAGUGGACGUACGUACAUACACACAUCCUACAGCCAAAUUCAAGCUAAUGCUACUGCUUUUUGUGUUGUUAUCUCUGUGGCCAAUUUCUAAGUCAAGACUGUAUGUGUGUGCGUGUGUGUGUGUGUAUGAAAUGCGAGAAAAUCUGAAGUCUUUACUAUUUUAUGUAACCAGAGCCUUGGUGAGUGUCUCUGAGCCUCUUUUUACCCUCACCCUAUGUUUGAAAAGAUCAUCAUGAUGAAAUUUGCUAAAUAUACAAGUAGAUAGCUUACUAAAUAAUGUUAUUGUUGCAUUAUUGCAAUUGUUUCAAAAUAUAAGGAAAACCGAUGUAUUCUUUGGUGCCUGAUUAUAGCUCCAUUUUACUUUUUGUUUUUAAUCUGUGGAUAAAUUAAUAUUUUAAUUAAAAAUUUUAAUCUGGA
Molecule: messenger RNA, 4002 nt
Organism: Carassius auratus (goldfish)
Lineage: Eukaryota; Metazoa; Chordata; Actinopteri; Cypriniformes; Cyprinidae
Product: voltage-dependent L-type calcium channel subunit beta-1-like
Exons: 15
Coding region: 208-2142 (644 amino acids)
Biological process (GO): calcium ion transmembrane transport
Cellular component (GO): voltage-gated calcium channel complex
Molecular function (GO): voltage-gated calcium channel activity; protein binding
Source: RefSeq, a predicted model, not a curated record